AUGAAGCUCCUCUCCACCGCGUUCGCCGCUCUCGCUCUCUUCGCCGUCACCGUCAACGGAUCGCCUAUGAUGCGCCAGGAGGAGGCCUCCAGCUGCACGCUCAGCGGCACCUACAAGGCAGAAACCUCCAUCUCGUCCUGCAGCACGAUCACUAUAGGCACGCUCACUGUACCCGCCGGUGUCACGCUGGACCUGAGCAAGGCCAAAACAGGCGCCAACAUUUUAAUCUCCGGCACCGUCACGUUCGGACAAAAGAAGUGGGCCGGUCCACUCGUUCUACUCGGUGGCAGCAACCUCAAGGUCAGCGGCUCCGGCACGUUGGACGGCCAAGGCGCCUGGUACUGGAAGCAGGGCACGUCCAUCAGCCGGCCCGUCUUCUUCCGUCUUAACCGCGUCACGGGCUCCACGCUCUCGGGUUUCAAGAUCAAGAACUCGCCUUUCCGUACCUUCAGUGUCCUCAACUAUCAAAAGACAACCAUCAGCGGACUCACACUCGACUCGAGCGCUGGUGACGGCACGGCCAAGAACACGGACGGCUUCGACUUUAGCGGCAACAACUACGUCACCAUCACGGGCAACAAGAUCUACAACCAGGACGACUGCCUCGCCAUGCAGUCCAGCACCAACACUGUCUUCAGCAACAAUUACUGCAGCGACGGCCACGGCAUUUCUCGAUUGGCGCUCGGCGGCUCCACCGUCAACGCAGCCGACACCGUCUCCGGUCUCACGGUGAGCGGCAAUACCAUCGUCAACAGCGUCAACGGCAUCCGCAUCAAGACCAUCGCGGACCUCAAGGGUCUCGUGUCCGACGUCACGUACACGAACAACAAGUUGUCGAACGUCAAGAACGCCAUCGUGGUCCACUCCGACUACAGCAAGUCCAAGGGCGGCUACACCGGUAAGGCCACGAGCGCCGUCACCAUCAAGGGCGUGACCAUCUCUGGUCUGUCGGGCACCGCCACCAACCUGUACGACAUUGUGGCGAACUCGAAGGUUGUGUCGAACUGGGAGUUCUCGGGAGUCACGGUGAAAGCGUCCACGACGGGCAAAUGCAGCGGCCAGCCCAGCAACGUCAAGUGUUGA
Phytophthora infestans T30-4 is the source of this 1083-nucleotide messenger RNA. RefSeq names its product polygalacturonase, putative. The record is from RefSeq and is a predicted model, not a curated record. The coding region runs from base 1 to 1083 and encodes 360 amino acids. Gene Ontology annotation, molecular function: polygalacturonase activity. Gene Ontology annotation, cellular component: extracellular region. NCBI's taxonomy places the organism in Eukaryota, Oomycota, Peronosporomycetes, Peronosporales, Peronosporaceae. The transcript has a single exon. Gene Ontology annotation, biological process: pectin catabolic process.